ACACCGAGCAGAGGAGAGGGCAGCUGCAGCGGCUCGGACUGACCAGGCUGCUAGCACCGCGGCCCACAGAGGCCAGGCCUGUGCCCCUGCCGCCUCUGACACCCCUGCUGGAGCCGGACAUCCACAUGGCCUCCUGCUGCUGCUGCCUCCUCCACCUGCUGAUCUGGAGCCUCUCUGGCACCUCCUCUGACCCCCCAACAGAGCCAAGGAUUCCUUGGGCCACAGACCUGGUGGCCCCUGGUGAGGUGGUGGAGACCACAGACAGUGUUUGCAAGUUCCCGGGGCAGCGGCUUAGCUGGUGGCAAGCCCAAGAGUCCUGUGAACAGAGGUUUGGCCACUUGGCCCUGGGUCCCCCGGAUGGAAUUCUUGCUCCACCGCUUAGCGACUCAGUCUGGGUGGGCCAAAGAGACGCUUCCAUGCAGCGGCUCCCACAGAGACGCGCACACACGACUUCCGCGCUGGUGUUCGGCCAGCGGAGCGCGGACCGGGCGGCGAGGCUGCGGAGCCCGCUGCCGGGGCUGGCGGCGCUGACGGCGUGCGCGCUCGUGCAGUGGGACGCGGCCUCCCGCGAGGCCGCCGCGCUCUUCUCCGUCGCGGCGCCCGAGCUGCCCAACGCGCUGCAGCUCCGCGCCUUCGCCGAGCCGGGCGGCGCCGUGCGCGCUGCGCUCGUGGUGCGCGGCCACCACUCGCCCUUCCUGGCCGCCUUCCGCGCCGACGGCCGCUGGCACCACGUGUGCGCCACGUGGGAGCAGCACGGCGGGCGCUGGGCGCUGUUCGCUGAUGGGCGGCGGCGCGCUGGAGCGCGGGGACUGGGCGCGGGCCAUCCUGUGCCGCCCGGUGGCAUCUUGGUCCUGGGCCAAGAUCAGGACUUCCCGGGCGGCGGCUUCUCAGUUCGAGACGCCUUCAGUGGCAACCUCACCGACUUCCACCUGUGGGCCAGAGGGCUGAGCCCCGCAGAGCUACUCCGGGCACGCGCCUGCAAGCCACCCCCAGGUGACCUGCUGUUCCGCUGGGACCCAAGCGCCCUGAACAUCACGCCCUCUCUGCUGCCUGUAGUGCGCGUGCACCUUGUUUGUCCCGUGCCCUCGGAGGAGUGCCCAACUUGGAACCCAGGUCUUGGCACCGCGGGCUCCGAGCUCUGCGUGCAGGCGCGGCUCUUCCUCUGCUGCUACAGGAAAGAGAUCUAUGAGCAGCUAAGGGACAUCCAGUUGUGGCCGGGCCAAGAUGUGAUCAGCCGUGUCAAUGCGUUGGCCGAGGACACUGUGCUCCUGCCAGACCCCCUCUCCGAAGCCCCAGCGCCACUGUCCCUGGACAAGGCCUGCAGCUUCCUGGGCAUCCUGGAGAGCGUGCUGGCCCCGGAGCCGGAGCUGGGGCCAGCGGCAUUGCUGGCUGUCGUGCACUUCCUGAAGAGGGUGUCAGCCCUUGGGGCCAGGGAGCCACAGCCCUUGGCGGGGCCCUGGGAGCAGCUGGCCCGGGGCGUCCUGUCUGUGACCAGCCUGGUCCUGGAGGAGCGGUUGGCUGGCACAUGGCUGUCCAUCAGCAAGGUGGUUGGCGGACCUAUGGCCCUGCUGGCGACUGUGCAGCCCCUGGCAUCCCUGCUGAGCACCACGCUGAGCCCUGAGCAGCCCCGGAUACACAUCCAGUACCGCCACAUGGGCCUGGAGGUGCGGAGCCUGCGCCUGAGGGAGGCCAGCACUGCAGGCUACACGUUCACCAUGCCCGGUGGGCUCCCGGAGGGGCCCGGCCACAUCCACAUCCCCGCCGGGGAAAUGCAGCGGCUCCUCGGGAAAGGCCUCUCCGGAGUCACCGCCAUCCACAGCUGGUUCUCAUCUAGUGUCUUCCAGCGCACCCUGGGAGCGCCUAGCCUGAAGCCCCAGUUCCCUGCCAGUCCAGAGGAGGCGAGCAGGAUGCAGAGGUUCCUGAGCACCCAAGUGGGUUCAGCUGUCCUUUCCUCUGAGCUGCAGGAUGCUGCCGGGCCAGUCAGCACUGCUGUGACCUUCCACCUGCGACACCAGGCCCAGGAACUUUCUGCUUCCUCCCCGCCCCCAAGCCCAGAGACAGGGGGAUCCUGGGCCACCACCAGCUGCUCCGUGCUUGCCCUGCACCGGGAUUCAACCGCCUGCUUCUGCAACCACAGCACCAGCUUCGCCAUCCUGCUGCAGGUCUAUGACGUCCAGAGAGGCCCCGAGGAGGAGUCGCUGCUGAGGACUCUCUCUUUCGUGGGCUGUGGUGUGUCCUUCUGUGCCCUCGCCACCACCUUCCUGCUCUUCCUGGUGGCCAGGGUACCCAAGUCAGAGCGGACCACAGUCCACAAGAAUCUCACGUUCUCCCUGGCCUCUGCUGAGGGCUUGCUCAUGGCCAGCGAGUGGGCAAAGACCAGUCAGGUGGCGUGUGUGGCUGUCACGGCUGCUAUGCACCUCCUCUUCUUGGCUGCAUUUUCCUGGAUGCUGGUGGAGGGGUUGCUGCUCUGGAGCAAGGUGGUGGCUGUGAGCAUGCGCCCGGGGCCCCGGAUGUGGCUGUACUACACUGCAGGCUGGGGUUCACCCACAGUCAUUGUGGCUGUCACCCUGGUCACAAGCCCUGGCGACUACGUGGCCUCGGGACACUGCUGGCUCAAUGUGCACACAGACGCCAUCUGGGCCUUCGCCGGGCCUGUGCUCUUCGUGCUGGCUGCCAACACCUGCAUCCUCUUCCGUGUGGUGACGGUCACCGUGUCCAGUGCCCGCCGCCGCGCACGCAUGCUGAGCCCGCAGCCUGGCCUGCAGCAGCAGCUUGGCAUUCAGAUGUGGGCCACAGUGAAGCCAGUGCUCGUCCUGCUGCCUGUCCUGGGCCUUACCUGGCUGGUCGGCGUCCUGGUGCACCUUAGCCCAGCCUGGGCCUACGCCGCCGUGGGCCUCAAUUCCCUCCAGGUACCUCCUGCUUGGUUCAUGGGUCUGUGGCCACUGCAGGGCCAGCCAGCCUGGGCUGCACCGUGGGCGAGGACAGUGUUGGGGAGGAGGGUUAGGAAAGCACCAGAGGAGCCCUGUGGCCUGGGACCAUGGGCACAAGACCCUGCUCUUGGGGGACCCAGACGGGUGGCGGGGCUGCCGGAAUGGGCUAUGUGCUUCGGGCUCAAGGGACGCAGUUCGGAGACGCCCCCUAGCGGCAGGGCUCUACUACAGCUCUGCCAUGCCCGGAGACCACUAGGGGGCGCCGCGACCCCAGAAAGACGGCGGCGGGGUGGGGGGCCCUACAUCUUCCUGGUCUACGCCGCCUGCAACGCGGAGGUGAGUCCAGGUCGCAGACUGCGGGGCCUGCCUGGGGCCGGGCAGGAGGGUCUCCCACCGGACCUCGGCGCCUUCCUGCAGGUGCGGAACGCGUUACAGAGGGUGACAGAGAAGAAGGCAGCGCUCGCGGCGCCCCGCGGGGGACCCGACGCCCACGCCCGCGCCUUCCAGACGCGCUCCCAGGAGGGCCCCACAGCCUGGAGUCCUCCGAGAAGACACCUGGCUCUCAGAGCGGCCUCCAGCCCCGGGAUCCCCGAAGCCUUCUCCUCCAUCACAGACCCCGAGAGACCGGCAGAAGUGAAUGCCAAGGCCAGCGGGCGGAGGGAGGCGCCAUCUGCAAGGCAGCCGGGCGGGGGCCCACGCUGUGCCCUCUGUCUUCAGGCCGUGGAGCUGACAGCGUUCAAGGCCUCGGAGGAGACUGUCUCUCAUCUAAGCCAGGUCCUGAAAGGGCCAAGAGUGGCCGGAAAGUUGGUCAAGUUUCCUUGCCUGUCGUCUAGGGCUGCCACCUUCACCAAUGACUUUGAGGAACACGUGGGACAGCAGGACAAGGCAGGCGAGGCCUCUGCCUGGAUGCCUGGGACAAAGUCCCUGGUGAAGGCCCCUUGGCAGAUCCGCCUCCUGGAUCAGACUCCAUGGGUGGCUCCAGGGAUGCUGAAGGGAGAGUGA
Cavia porcellus (domestic guinea pig) is the source of this 3932-nucleotide messenger RNA. RefSeq names its product adhesion G protein-coupled receptor D2 (gene Adgrd2). The transcript is spliced from 26 exons. Gene Ontology annotation, cellular component: plasma membrane. Gene Ontology annotation, biological process: adenylate cyclase-activating G protein-coupled receptor signaling pathway; cell surface receptor signaling pathway. NCBI's taxonomy places the organism in Eukaryota, Metazoa, Chordata, Mammalia, Rodentia, Caviidae. Gene Ontology annotation, molecular function: G protein-coupled receptor activity. Bases 126 to 3932 code for a protein of 1268 amino acids. The record is from RefSeq and is a predicted model, not a curated record.